CGGCGCCUGCGCGCUGCCGCCUGGCGCUCGGGCCAUUUAAAUGUGUGUGAGGGAGACUGUGAAAUGGCUGCGCAGGUCGCUGCGGUGCGCGCCGUGUCGCGGGCCCCGGAGGAGCCGCCCCCGCUCCCCUCGGGGGACCGGCCCGGCCGGCCUCGUGGCGGCGGGCGGCGGCGGCGGGGCCCUGCGGGCGAGGCGGCGGGCGGCAAGCGGGCCCGGCUGAGCCAGCCGUUGCUGGCGGGGCCCGGCCCGGCGGAGCCGCUGCCCCCGGCCGCCCUGCCCGGCCUGCCCGCCGCCGCCGGGCUCUUCACCUUCUCGCCGCUCAGCCUGCCGCCUCCCGCCGCGCUCGACGAGCGCCGCCACCACCACCACCGGCACCGCCCCGCCGUCGGCCCGGAGCCCGGCCGCCCCGCCGCCGGGCCGCCGCAGAAGGCGCGGCGGGGCAGCCCCGCCGACGGUGCGGCCGGGCGGCCCAGCAAGCGAGAAACGCCAGAUGAAAAUGGCAAAACCCAGCGAGCUGACAGUCUUAUUAUGAAGAAGAUAAAGAAAAAAAAGAAAAAGAAACACCGGGAAGAUAUGAGGGGAAAACGCCUGAAGAUGUACAACAAAGAAGUGCAGACGGUUUGUGCUGGACUCACUCGCAUUGACAAAGAGUCUCUGACUCAAGGACAGUGUGAUAACUUGGAAGUGAACAAGGAAUCCUUCAGGUAUCUGAAGGAUGAGCAGCUCUGCAGACUGAAUUUGGGUAUGCAGGAAUAUCGAGUACCCCAGGGAGUACAAACACCAUUUGUGACUCACCAGGAGCAUUCUGUUCGCAGCAGCUUCUUGAAAACUGGCACUAAAUUUAGUAACUUCAUUCAUGAAGAACAUCAGUCUAAUGGUGGCGCUCUGGUCCUUCAUGCUUACAUGGAUGAACUCUCAUUUUUGUCUCCAGUGGAGAUGGAGAGAUUUGCAGAAGAGUUUCUUGCUUUGUCGUUCAGUGAAAAUGAUAAAAAUGCAGCUUACUAUGCUCUGGCCAUAGUACAUGGGGCAGCUGCUUAUUUACCAGACUUCCUGGAUUACUUUGCUUUUAACUUUCCUAACACUCCAGUGAAAAUGGAGAUUUUGGGCAAGAAGGACAUUGAAACAACAACAAUUUCAAACUUUCACUCUCAGGUCAAUCGAACGUACUGCUGUGGAACCUACAGAGCAGGACCAAUGCGGCAGAUCAGUCUUGUUGGAGCAGUAGAUGAAGAAGUCGGGGACUACUUCCCAGAAUUUCUAGAUAUGUUAGAAGAAUCUCCAUUUUUGAGAAUGACUUUGCCCUGGGGUACUCUUUCUAGUCUCAGACUUCAGUGCAGGUCACAAAGUGAUGAUGGUCCCAUAAUGUGGGUGAGACCAGGAGAACAGAUGAUUCCAACAGCUGAUAUGCCAAAAUCACCAUUCAAACGGCGCCGAUCAAUGAACGAAAUAAAGAAUCUCCAGUACCUACCUCGGACCAGUGAGCCCCGUGAGGUUCUUUUUGAAGACAGAACAAGAGCUCAUGCUGAUCACGUGGGUCAGGGAUUUGACUGGCAGAGUACGGCCGCUGUAGGUGUUCUGAAGGCUGUACAGUUUGGGGAAUGGAGUGACCAGCCUCGCAUAACCAAAGAUGUGGUUUGUUUUCACGCUGAAGAUUUCACUGAUGUUGUGCAGAGACUUCAGUUGGACCUGCAUGAACCUCCAGUGUCACAGUGUGUUCAAUGGGUGGAUGAAGCCAAACUAAACCAAAUGAGACGGGAAGGCAUUCGCUAUGCUAGAAUUCAGUUGUGUGACAAUGACAUCUACUUCAUUCCUAGAAAUGUCAUUCAUCAGUUUAAAACCGUGUCAGCAGUCUGCAGCCUAGCAUGGCACAUAAGACUUAAACAAUAUCACCCUGUGGGGGAGGCUUCUCAAAACGCAGAAAGCAAUUCAAGCUUGAACAAUAGUGUUCCUGGAAAGACAGAGUCAGAAGAUGAACCCCAAUGUGUAAGUAUAAAAAUAGAGUCUGAAGAACCAGGUAUAGAAAUGCAGCUUACAACAGGGGUACUCUCGUCCUCCUCCUCCGUUUCCUCAAUAUCAGGACUCGUGCAACCAGAUCAGGUGGCCCGGCCCCUUCCAGGUUUUAAAGUAGAGUCUGAUCAGCAACACAGUCCACAGGAUCAUACAGGCUCUUCUGUGUGAUAUGUAUAUAAUCAAACAUUUUUUAACAACUUUUUAAAAUUUUGAUGUGAAGUUAUAGUUUUAUAACUGGCUUAUGUUUUAUUGGAGAAAUCUUGCCUAUAAUUCUAUAAAGAAAGGUGACAUUCCAAAAUGUCAAGCAUAUCUUUUUUACACAGAUUAUGCAAAAUUCAAGUUGUAUUUUAACCCCUUAGUACAACCUGUAACAGUGGUCUACCACUUCUUUCUGUUUAAGUAAAGAGAUAUUCAAUAUCUCCCCAAAGUCAGAAUGAAAUUCCUCCAGGAACAUAAAAUGAUUGAACUACAUUGGUCAGUGUUAUUUCCCUACUUUUACUUUAUCUCUAAUCUUCACCAUAAAGUGAUGUUUUUGUAGAAGACUUGCAAAGUGACUUUCCCAUCUCAUUUUAAUUGCUAAGAAAAAGAGGAAGCACAGCACUUUUGAUGAUUUGUAAUAUUUUUGACAUCCUAGUUUAUAUACAAGUUAUUAGCUAUAGAAGUUGAUCUCUAUUUCUUACAGUCCUACAAAGGUGAUCUGUAAAAUUAACUGAAGAAAGUGUCUGAUCCUGUUGAAAUGUAAUGACUUACUGACCUAACACUUUUCAUAGCACUGCUUAUACUGUUUGGUGUGAGGAUUUUGCUUCCAAAAUACAUCUUCCCAGAACAUGAUUAAUUCUAGUGGCAAAAUUAGAGAAGCUAUUGGUAGUCUUGUGGAGGAAACUGCUAUCUUUGAGCACUUUAAGGCUUUAAAAUACUAACCAACUUGGCAGCUUGUUUUGACCAGGUCAUAAUAAAUGUCCAAUGGAACCACACUUUCCCUGGUACUGAUGCACUUAAUAUAAUAGCAUUGAGUUGAUGACUGACUUAUACAAUAAGACUGUCCUUAUUUUAGGAAGUUCUGUGUUACUAUUUCACAAUAAAGUAUUAUGGCAUUGGACUGCUGUUUCCAUGUGUAGCUUUUGGGUGCCCAGGUACUGUGGAAAAUCAAUGGCACAUGCUAAAUAUGUAGUGUCAGCUAUCAACAGUUUUUUAAAAAUCUUUCAGUAUUUCUGAAUGUUGAUGUGUAAUCUGUAUUUGACUUUCACUCACCCCAUUUAUAACUGUCCUUUCCAGUCAUCAAAAGGAAAAAUCCUGUCUUGUCCCUUCCCCCCUAACACCCCCUGCACAUUUAGAGUACAAGCUGGGUUUUGGUGCAACUGAAGUUGUCUCCAGAUAACUUUAUUUGUUCUAAUCCUCACUGGGGUAGGAAAGAUUUGAAACACUAUGUUAGACUAGACAAAAGCAAAGAUGCUGUGUUAGUUCUGGAUGCAUCUUUUUAAUAUCAAUUAUUACUCUUCUCUUUAUAAGGGUCUCUAAAAUAUGUUACUCUAUUAUAAAUCUUACUUUGUGCAAUAUUGUUUGUGUAGGCUUUUAUAUACAUAUUAGCACCUCAGUGUAGAGGUCACUAUUUUAAACUGAUAGAAAAAUAAUCAUCAGAAGAUACUGCAGUGAUUAGUUAGAACCUGUAUUACUCCUUAUGUGUAUGUAUGUAUUGUCUUCGGUACAAAAAUGAGGACUAGGAAAUAUUUCAUUUUAAAACUAAUUUACAGAUUGAAGUGGUAGUGACUCGUUUAGUAAUCUGUGUAAAUAAGGUGUUAGAAUGGAAAGCUUUUAUGAUGAAAAGUAUUGUGAUUCACGCAGGGGUGUAAUUUAAUCUUAGCAGAAAUUCUAGAUGAUCAAGAUUGGUUCAGAAAUGAGCCGUCUGUUCUCUGGUGGAUUUUUUCCACUUUUUAUGUUGAGAGGAAUUUCAUAGCUUUAAGGGUUGUGCAAAGUAAAAUUCCUCACAGGCAAUAGUGGUUUUAGUUCAUCCUUCAUAUUCAAAGAUUGUAUUACACAAGUAUGUUCUUUCCUUUUUACAAAGUCUGCUAGUCUUCCAAGUGCCCGUUUCCCUUCUCACAUGUGCUAUUCUUUGGUCGUGUCAGUAGAGGGACAUCAGUAAGGUGGCCAUUCUUUGACAGCCAGCACUGUGUACAAUCACUCAGGAAUUGACAAAUCUGCAGAUCCUACAGUCAUUCUGCCCACGUAUCUUUAAAGGCAGAAUAAACAGAUUAAGAGCCACCGUACACCAACUUGUCUGUGUUAUUUUAGAACUUGAAACAGAAUGAAAAGGGAAUCAAUUUGGAAGUCCUCUGCACAUUAUAAUAGCAUGUUUUUAAAUGGAUAAAGGAAGACAACUAGAGUGGCUCAUGCUGCUUUUAAAUCUGUAGCUUCCUUUAGUGAAAUCUGUGACUACAGUCUGUCUGAAGUACUAGGAAAAUGCUCUGACUUCUCUUUGGAUGGAGGCAGAUGACCCGUUGUAUCAUGCUCUCCUUAUAGUCAGUUCAGUUACUAACUUAAUAUCUAAUGUCAGAUUUAAAUGUGGAAACAUUGUAUCUUCAAAUGACUUGGGAGGAUGAUGCUGAUACUAUUUUAGAAUAUUUCUGCAAGAUUGAGGCAGAGAGGAACAGACUUUAUAAAAAGCUAUGACCUUAAAUACAUGAUCAACUUUGGUAUGCUUAAUCCAAGGUGACAUACUGCUUUCAAACUCCACCUCAGCUCUGGAUAUAAAGCAUGGGAGGGAUUGCUUGUGAAGGUCGUAGCCAAACUGUCUAGCCAGUGCUUCAAGAUUCCUUCAGCUGCACUGAAAUCAGCAGAACAGAAUUCGAACACCUUGAUGUGAAAGAUUCAAAUGUUUUUGUGAAUAACAUGCAUAGAAUACUGAUUUCAUAAGCUAUAGCUAUUUUAAAAUGAAAUAACAAAUUCAAGCCAUUUAGUGUUUGCUGAGCAAAAGCAAAUCCCUGGCUAAGUCCAAGUAAAUGUUUCUGAAAAUAUAUCUCAUGUUAAAUAGAUGGCUGUUUGAUGAAUUUCUCAGAUUUCAUAAAACAGCUUACAUGUAGGGAUAAUCAAACUUUGGCAAACUUCUUUGGCUGUUUUAACAGUGCUCAGUUUUAACCUUCUGGAUAGACGCAAAAGAGUUUAUAAAUAUCAGUGAACUGGUCAGUUACUGUAAAUUGUCCUUCCUCCAUUUGAGGAUCUGCCCUGUGGUGUGUCUUUUUUUAAAAACAAAAAACCUACAGUCUACAAUUGAUACCCAGGGAACACUCCUGCUUUAUGCCUGAGACAACUGCUAGCUGACUGAGAACAUCGUGCUCUGUCUAUAAAGAGUGGUCAGCUUUAAGCUGGAACUCGGGCUUUGGCUUCUAUUUGAAAUAAAGUGUUGUUGCUGAAAACAGCUGUCAUUUGGGAUGAGGAUAAGUGGAUCAAUUAUGCUAGGAAUGAACUAGCAAAAUGCAAUCUAAAGAUAAAAGAUAAGCUUCGCAUUCCUCUCUCCUUUAGACAUGCUACAAGUCAUUUUUGCAGGAACUUGAUAUACCUUGAGAGUAAUUUAUGAAACUGGACACCUGUCUCAUUGCGGUAUUCUCUUCCAGAAAGGUGGGACACUGAGUGAAGUGUCCUCAGGGGAUAUAUAAUUCACGUUUUUCAUAGGUAUAGGUCUUGCCAUACAGUUAAAGGGCUCUGUACUGUACUGUAGUCAGUUUUCCUACAUGUUACAAUUUGUCCAGAGGAACUAAUGCUAAUCAUCAGAGCUUUUAUUGUGGACAUGAAUUCAAGUCCUUCGUCAGGCAAGUCCUCCCAUUUACAGGCCUGAAUUGACUGAGUAAUAAACUCCCCAAAUCAUAAUUUCCUAGAAAUGCUAAGUGUUUGUAGCCAUAUGUUUGUUUAAAGGGUGCAAGAAGAGAGGAAUAUUUGUCUUUGCUCCCCCCAAAGUGACCUCUCUAACCUUAGAGCUUGUACUCUAUGUUCUUAUGUUGUUCCAGUUAGAAACCCCAACGAUGUUUUGGCCUUCCAUCAAUAUACAUAGUAGUUUUUAGAAUGCAAUAGCACAUGUAGUUGAGAAGGUGUCUCUUACUGUGGCACUCUUGAAUUGUGUUUAAAGAAAUACAUAUGCUUCUAAUUUCUUUGUACAACAUGUAAAGAGAUUUCUGUAUUGCUGUUUGUGAUUUAAUUUGAUUUUGAUUGGCAGCUAAGAUUUUUCUGUGGUUUUAAUUUAUCUAAGGUCUUUGCCUCAGAGGACAUGUACAAUUGCCUGGAAGACUGUUUGCUUUGUGCGGCCUUAGUAUAUUUAUUGACAUUUAGCAAGUGUUUUAAAGAGGUUUUAUACUGAGUAGUGUAAACAGGUGAAGCUCCAGAACCUCUCUGUGAAUACUCCUCUAACGCAGUGCAUUUCUUUUAGUAGCUGACUGUACGAGAGUGUCAAACUGUUAAGCUAUUUCUUUGUAAAAUAGUCAAACGGAAUGCAUAGAAUUUUUUCCUGUAAAGUAUUUUUUUAAUAAACAAAGUCUGAUUUUUGUCCUUUA
Dromaius novaehollandiae (emu) is the source of this 6548-nucleotide messenger RNA. It is a transcript of the gene RSBN1, whose product is annotated as round spermatid basic protein 1. NCBI's taxonomy places the organism in Eukaryota, Metazoa, Chordata, Aves, Casuariiformes, Dromaiidae. The record is from RefSeq and is a predicted model, not a curated record. The transcript is spliced from 7 exons. Gene Ontology annotation, cellular component: nucleus. Bases 64 to 2178 code for a protein of 704 amino acids.